AUGAGUGACGAGGAGAAAAUUUUAUCCAAUGUUUUUGCUAAUGCAGUUCCAAAAAUUAGCAGCCCCGGCACAAAAACUGGUAAUCCUAGCCCACUUGGAAUGUUUGCCUUUGCUCUUACUACUUUCAUUAUUUCCCUUUACACUAUCCAAGUUCGCGAGAUUACACACCCGGACGUAUUCGUAGGCGUAGCCUUAUUUUACGGGGGUUUUGUACAACUUUUAGCUGGAAUGUGGGAAUUCAAAGUUGGCAACACAUUCAGCGCUACCGCCUGCUGUUCAUACGGAGCAUAUUGGAUUUCCUUUGCCACAAUUCUAAUGCCAGGGUUUAAUAUUACCUCCGCAUAUACAACUAAAUCAGAAUUGAAUCAAGCACUUGGAAUUUUCCUACUUGGAUGGACAAUAUUUGCGUUUCUCUUGUUCGUGGCCUCAUUUAAAUCGAAAGCUUCCAUACUUUUAUUAAAUCUCUCUGUGAUAAUAACAUUUUCCUUAUUGACUGCUUCAAAGUUCCUAGAGAAUAUCGACAUUGAGAAAGCCGGUGGUUUUUCGGGUGUUAUUACUGCGCUUCUUGCUUGGUAUAAUGCAAUGGAUCAGUUUUUAACAGAGGAAAAUUCUUAUUUUACAUUACCUAAUAUCGAUUUGAGUCGAAAGAAUAAAUAA
Messenger RNA from Ambispora leptoticha, 657 nucleotides. NCBI's taxonomy places the organism in Eukaryota, Fungi, Glomeromycota, Glomeromycetes, Archaeosporales, Ambisporaceae. The record is from the annotation of a GenBank genome assembly.